Paramisgurnus dabryanus is the source of this 3047-nucleotide messenger RNA. RefSeq names its product methyltransferase 21C, AARS1 lysine a (gene mettl21ca). The record is from RefSeq and is a predicted model, not a curated record. Lineage: Eukaryota; Metazoa; Chordata; Actinopteri; Cypriniformes; Cobitidae.
CAGGUCUGUAUGAGACUAAAGCAGAUGAUGACUGGAUCUCUGCAGAAAUCAUUUUGAGUCAUCUGAGAGGACAGAGAGAUUACUACGGUAAAACAGGAGGAGUUUUCUGGAGCAACUCAGCAAUACGAAAAAUUCAGUUGUUUUUCACCAGUCUGUAUGAUGUUAUGAGCAGAUUUCUCAGUUUGGAUCGUGAUUCAUGAGUGGUGUAAAAGAUCAGCGGUCACAUAUCAGAGCCUGAAAACUCAAGACAAAGUCUUAAAGGAGGAAGCUGAAGUUCUCCAUUAUAAGUCAGUCUAUACACCCAGUGAGAUGUCCACCAUUAGAAAGGAGAUGUAUUAUUUUGCCGGUCAUGAGAUCAAGAUCUCGGAAUCUCUGGAUUCGUUCGGAUCCAUCAUCUGGCCGGCAGCUCUUGCUCUGUGUCGAUAUCUUGAGUCGAAUCAAAAGACGGUGAAUCUUCAAGAUAAGGCGGUGCUGGAGAUCGGUGCUGGAACUGGUCUUGUGUCUAUUGUGGCCAGUUUAUUGGGUGCAUGGGUGACAGCGACCGACCUACCCGAGGUCCUCGCCAACCUGAGAUGUAAUUUAUCUAGAAACACAACAGGCCAUUGCAGAUACACCCCACAAGCAGCUGAACUCGUCUGGGGUCAUGACCUCGAGCGAACCUUUCCUCAUUCAGUCUACAGAUAUGAUUAUGUCCUGGCAGCUGAUGUGGUUUAUCUUCAUGAGUUCCUAGAAGAAUUACUGCUCACAAUGAAACAUUUCUGCAAGCCAGGCACGACCCUCAUCUGGGCCAAUAAGACUCACUUUCAAUCUGACCUGGUGUUCACUGAGAACUUCAAGAAAGCCUUCAACACCAAACUGCUGGAAGAUAACGGAGAGAUAAAGAUUUAUUCUGCCACCAUUAAAGAAGAAAAUGUAGAAAGGAUGGAAAAGCAGACUGAUGAGAUGAUCAACAUUACAGAGUCCAAUCAUUCAGGAGAAAUCAAAAUAGAAUCAAAGACUGAUGGUGUGGAAAUACAGAAAUUACUGAUAGAUCAGACGACUGUAAAAGAAAUGCAGGAGGUGGAAAGAAAUGAUGAAGUUGAGAAGACUGAUGAGAGACAUCAAGAGGAAAACCUAAACCUGAAGAAUGUGAAGAGCAUCACAGAUAAUGAUGAUGAUGAUGAAGAAACAAAGAGAAACUCUGAAUCAGAUUCAAAAGAGAAUGACAAACAGCAGACUCAUCUGAGAUCAUGGGAACCUACCAUUUACUUUAUACCAGGAAAAGAAAUCUAUUAUUUCUUAGGUCAGAAGAUCAAAAUCCUGGAGUCCCUUGAUUCUUACGGUGCUAUGAUCUGGCCAGCGGCGGUCACACUCUGUAGAUUCUUGGAAACAGCUGAGGGUCAACAACAAAUCAAUUUAUGUGACAAAUCUGUUCUUGAACUGGGAGCUGGAACCGGUCUUCUUUCAGUCGUAGUCACGCUGUUGGGUGCCAAACUUACAGCCACAGAUUUACCGGAGAUUCUCAGUAAUCUGACAACCAACCUGAACUGGAACACCCGAGGCCGUCGGAGACACGAGCCCCUGGUAACUGAACUCUUUUGGGGUCACAAGUUAGAGGAGAACUUUCCCAGAUCCACACAUCUUUAUGAUUACGUGUUAGCCACCGAUGUGGUUUAUCAUCACGACUACCUGACUGAACUUCUCAUAACCAUGCGUCACUUCUGUCAGCCGGGAACCACGCUGGUCUUGGCAAAUAAGAUUCGAUGCGCCGCCGAUCUGGGCUUCCUAGACAACUUUCAGAAAUGUUUUGAUAGUAAACUGCUGGUAGAGUUGGACGAUGUGAGGAUUUAUGUGGCCACCAGCAGAGAAACUGAAGAUUACCAAGAGGAGAAGAACAUGGAGUCGAGGAUUCGACAAUGAACAUGAAGAAACAGGAUUCAGUGAGGACAUGCAAGGACACUGGAACAAAAACUGAUGUAAAAAUGAAGAAACUAUGAUGAUGAUGAAAGGAAAAAUAGACUACAAAUAAACUGACAAAAUUGGGACAAAGGGAAAAAUAUAGGGAAAUACAGAGAGAAAAGAUUAUGUAGAUUAUAAUCAGUCUGUGACUUUUGAGACACUAAAGCUUAUUUACUUCAUACAGCAUUCAGUAGUUUAGGACAACAUUUGCACAAUAAACAGAAGAGAAGAGAAUAAAAGUAAAGAAAGUUGAUGAUCAUGAGCACAUUACAGACUCUGAACCUGAAACAGAUCUUCUCACACUUCUCUCCUGAUGCUCCAGCAGCUCUUCUGUCAGUCUGACUCUGUGUAUUUCAGUGGCGAGGUUACAUGAGGCUCAGGGUGGCACACUGGCACUGCCCACUCAGAUUGAUGGCUGUCGCACUCAAUCAGAAGACACAAAAUAUUUUUGUGGAAAUGCAAACACGCAUAAAUCAGUUCAGAAAGACAUCAGAUUCAUGUAUGGAUCUAUACUUAUCUGGUCCAAAAUGUGGCAGUUUACCCUCAAAAUAUCUGUUUAUGUCCUUAUGUUUAUCAAACAACAGAAGAGAAAAAGAAAAUCACUUCUGUAGCUUUAAAAAGAUGAAUUAUAUUUCAUUUAUAGAUUGAAGAAGACAGUGUUAUUAUUCAUCUGAUUUUAUUUCUGUUCAUAAAUACUACUGUUAGAUCUUACUUUGUGUGUAACUUUCUUCUUUUUUAUUUUCAUUUGCUUAUAAUUUCUUGAUUUGUUUGCAUUUAUUUUUUGUUUUCAUUUUUACGUAUCCAAUCCAUGACACAAAAAAAGCUUGUAGUUAUAGACCCUUUUACAUCCCAUGUGAUCAAAUAGCCUGUGUGCACAACAGAAGUGGUGUUAUUCUCCAUGGUUUUAGCAACUCAGAAAGUUUAUUAUUUAUUUCCCAGCAUUAAAAUGUCUGGUUGUUGGUUUGGUUGCACUAAUAUAAUAUUCGUAUGUAUGUAUCUGGCAACUUUAUAUUUGGCCAUCUGCUAAUGUCUUCUAUCCACUCCACUAUAGUACACAGAUCUGGUAGAUGUGUUGAAAAAGUUAACUUAUUAAAAUAACUUUCUCUAUC